This is a messenger RNA of Neltuma alba, 852 nucleotides long. Its product is annotated as pathogen-associated molecular patterns-induced protein A70-like. Lineage: Eukaryota; Viridiplantae; Streptophyta; Magnoliopsida; Fabales; Fabaceae. The record is from RefSeq and is a predicted model, not a curated record. The coding region runs from base 1 to 852 and encodes 283 amino acids. The transcript has a single exon.
AUGGCUGACCCGGUUACAAUCUCCGCUUUCGUCGCGAGCUGGUUCACGCCUUCUUCUCUCUUCCUCUUUCUCAACCUCGUCAUCGGCACAAUUGUCAUCUCUUCCCGUUUUGGUACCCCCACAAAGCCUUCCGACCACCACCACGAUGGCCACCCAGCUCUCGUCCGUUCAUCGUCCCUGCUUGAACGCUUUAGGUCCCUCCAUUUCUACAAACACGACGCUGCGUUUCCCGAAACCGAAUAUCUUCAGCCCGUUCAUGACUCUCCUCAGCUCGUCAGAACGCCGUCACUGAUCGAGCGAGUCUGGUCGUUCAAAUUUGGGGUUUCUAACAGCUUCGAACCGACAGGUGCAGAUGCAGUGUCUGUUCAACCCGAUGACCCGCAGGAACAGCCAACUGAACCGCAACUGGCGAGAACUCCUUCGCUCCUGGAGCGCCUCAAGUCUAUGAAAUUCUCGUCUCUCUACAGAUCGGACUCAAUAAAAGCGACGGGAGAAGGACUUGAACGAGAAGCUGACGUUCCGGAGUCUAAAGAGGAUCAUGAUGCGGAUAACUUGGUGAGGAGGAGCAAAUCGGAGUCGAGUAACGGGACGUCGGGGAAGUUACCGGAGAAGAUGAAGAAAUCGGCGAGUGACAAAGCAGCGUCGAGAACGCAGGAGGAGGAGGAGGGGGAUCGCCGGACACCAGAAUCAGAGACGGCAAGGUACAGAGCAGGCAUUGAAACGGCGUCGUUUGUGGACGACGAAACGGUGGACGCGAAAGCCGACGAUUUCAUCAACAGAUUCAAACAGCAACUGAGGUUACAGAGGCUGAACUCGGUCCUGCGUUACAGAGAGAUGAUCAGAGCAAGCUGA